AUGUCCAAGUCACGGAGUUGCUUUGGCUACCCCUUGAGCAUCUUCUUUAUUGUGGUCAAUGAAUUCUGUGAGAGAUUCUCCUACUAUGGGAUGCGAGCACUCCUGGUCCUGUACUUCAGAAACUUCAUUGGCUGGGACGACGAUCUGUCCACGGCUAUCUAUCAUACAUUCGCUGCCCUGUGCUACCUGACUCCAAUUCUCGGAGCCCUGAUCGCAGACUCAUGGCUGGGGAAGUUCAAGACAAUUAUUUCAUUAUCCAUCGUCUACACUAUCGGACAAGCAGUCAUCGCAGUAAGCUCGAUUAAUGACCUCACAGACCACGACCACAAUGGCACUCCUGACAGCCUUCCUGUGCAUGUAGCACUGUCCAUGAUCGGCCUGGUCCUGAUAGCCUUUGGAACGGGAGGAAUCAAGCCCUGUGUGUCUGCAUUUGGUGGUGAUCAGUUUGAAGAGGGCCAGGAAAAACAGAGAAACCAGUUCUUUUCCAUCUUUUACUUGGCCAUCAAUGCUGGAAGCCUGCUCUCCACGAUUAUCACUCCCAUACUUAGGGUUCAACAAUGUGGAAUCCACAGUCAGCAAGCUUGUUACCCACUGGCCUUUGGGGUUCCAGCAGCUCUCAUGGCUGUCUCCCUAAUUGUGUUUGUCCUUGGCAGUGGAAUGUACAAGAAGUUCCAGCCCCAAGGCAACGUCAUGAGCAAAGUGGCCAAGUGCAUUGGUUUUGCCAUCAAAAACAGAUUCAGGCAUCGAAGUAAGGCAUUCCCCAAGAGGGAACACUGGCUGGACUGGGCUAAAGAGAAAUACGACGAGCGGCUAAUCUCACAAAUUAAGAUGGUCAUGAAGGUGAUGUUCCUGUACAUCCCACUCCCCAUGUUCUGGGGCUCCAGAUGGACACUGCAAGCAACAACCAUGAGUGGGAAGAUUGGAGCUAUUGAAAUUCAGCCAGACCAGAUGCAGACCGUGAAUGCCAUCUUGAUCGUCAUCAUGGUCCCCAUUAUGGAUGCUGUGGUGUACCCUCUCAUUGCAAAAUGCGGCCUCAAUUUCACGUCCCUAAAGAAGAUGACCGUUGGGAUGUUCCUGGCUUCCAUGGCCUUCGUGGCAGCUGCCAUUGUGCAGGUGGAAAUUGAUAAAACCCUUCCAGUCUUCCCUGGAGGAAAUGAAGUUCAAAUUAAGGCCUUGAAUAUAGGGGACAAUAAUAUGACUGUGUAUUUUCCUGGAUCAAGUGUGACACUUGAUCAAAUGUCUCAGACAAACAAUUUCAUGACUUUUGAUGCAGACAAGCUGACAAGCAUAAACAUAUCUUCUCCUGGGUCUCCUUCGGUCACUACAGUAGUUUACAACUUUGAGACAGGCCAUCGCUACACCCUUCUAGUAUGGGGCCCCAGUAAUUUCUUUGUGGUAAAAGAUGGGCUUAACCAGAAGCCAGAAAAAGGAGAAAAUGGAAUCAGAUUUGUCAACACCCUCAAUGAGAUGCUUAGCAUCACGAUGAGUGGGAAAGUGUUUGAAAACAUCCCCACUAACAAUGCCAGCAGUUAUCAGUUUUUUCCUUCUGGCGUAAAGGACUUCACAAUAAAUGGCACAGAGAUCGGGCCAAACUGUCCACGUGACUUUAAAUCUUCCAACCUCGACUUUGGCAGUGCGUACACCUACGUGAUCAGAAGGAUGAGUAAUGGCUGCCUGGAAGUGAAGGAAUUUGAAGACAUCCCACCCAACACGGUGAACAUGGCGCUGCAGAUUCCACAGUAUUUCCUUCUCACCUGUGGCGAAGUGGUCUUCUCUGUCACGGGACUGGAGUUCUCAUAUUCCCAGGCUCCGUCUAACAUGAAGUCGGUGCUUCAGGCAGGCUGGCUUUUGACAGUGGCCGUUGGCAACAUUAUCGUUCUCAUUGUGGCAGGGGCGGGCCACUUUGAGAAACAGUGGGCUGAGUACAUUCUGUUCGCCUCGUUGCUUCUGGUGGUCUGUGUGAUAUUCGCCAUCAUGGCUCGAUUCUACACCUAUGUCAACCCAGCAGAGGUUGAAGCACAGUUUGAUGAGGACGAGAAGAAAAAGAACUUAGAAAAGGACAAUCCGUAUGCCACCUUGGAACCUGUCAAGCAGACAAAUAUGUGA
Cricetulus griseus (Chinese hamster) is the source of this 2106-nucleotide messenger RNA. The record is from RefSeq and is a predicted model, not a curated record. Lineage: Eukaryota; Metazoa; Chordata; Mammalia; Rodentia; Cricetidae.